This is a messenger RNA of Alternaria infectoria, 1143 nucleotides long. RefSeq lists its product as uncharacterized. NCBI's taxonomy places the organism in Eukaryota, Fungi, Ascomycota, Dothideomycetes, Pleosporales, Pleosporaceae. The coding region runs from base 1 to 1143 and encodes 380 amino acids. Gene Ontology annotation, biological process: sulfate assimilation. The transcript has a single exon. The record is from RefSeq and is a predicted model, not a curated record. Gene Ontology annotation, molecular function: 3'(2'),5'-bisphosphate nucleotidase activity.
AUGGCCUACUCCGCCGAGCUUCGCCUCGCUCUGCAAGCCGUACACCGGGCGUCAUUGCUCACCAAAUCCGUUCUCCGGAGCCUAUCCAACAACGUGUCUGCGGAGACAAAGGCAGAUGACAGUCCCGUGACCAUUGCGGACUUCGCCGCUCAAGCCCUCCUCAUAUCCGCCCUGCGUGCCGUGUACCCAACAGACGCGUUUCUGGGCGAGGAAAGCGCAGAUGCAUUGCGUCAAAACGAGACACUCGCUGACCGCGUCUGGCAGCUCGUGCAACAGGCAAAGGACGAGACUCAUGCAGGCAGCUCCGAGAACGAGAAGGGGGACGGAAACGCUGUCCAGAAGGAGGAGCUGGCUUUCCCGAAAAGUAAAGAAGAGAUGUUCGAGCUCAUCGAUAGGGGUGGGAAAGGGGAAAUCACCAGAAGAGGCCGAACAUGGGUCAUGGACCCCGUGGAUGGCACAGCAACGUUUAUGCAGGGCCAGCAGUACGCUGUUUGUCUGUGUUUGCUCGUCGAUGGCGUACAGCAAGUCGGUGUCAUUGCGUGUCCCAACCUCGCUUUCCCUGUCCAAGGGGAACUGGGCCAAACAGCGAUCCACGAGGACCAAGUCGACAAAGAUGGCUUUGGCGUCAUACUCUCCGCCGUCAAGGGCCAAGGCACCUUUAUCCGCUCCAUGAACAGUACCCUUUCCGCUGGAUUCGGAGAACCCCGCCAUGUAGACCGGACCACGCUUCCUCAAAAGAAAACCUCGGAACUAAACUUUGUCGAAGCAACACUAGGCAAGACAUCUCUCUCCCAGUCCGAACACAACGCCGUUGCCACCACUCUUGGUGCGCAAUGGCCAGGCACCAUUCUCUGGUCUCAGCAGAUGAAAUACGUGGCUCUUACCCUUGGAGCUGCGGAUGUCAUGGUGCGCAUCCCAAAGACUAAAGACCGCUUUACGUAUAUCUGGGAUCACGCCGGUGGGCACCUUCUUUUCCAGGAAGCGGGCGGCGUUAUCAGCGAUUUCAAGGGUGAACAGAUUGAUUUUGCGAAUGGAAGGAAGAUUACCGGAGAGAGGAACUGGGGUAUGAUUGCUUGUAUGCCUGGGUUGUUUGAGGAGGUGGGGAGGGCGGUUAUGGAGGUCUUGAAGAAGAGGGAGGGGUGA